Molecule: messenger RNA, 860 nt
Organism: Anopheles moucheti
Lineage: Eukaryota; Metazoa; Arthropoda; Insecta; Diptera; Culicidae
Product: nuclear speckle splicing regulatory protein 1-like
Exons: 4
Coding region: 30-860 (276 amino acids)
Source: RefSeq, a predicted model, not a curated record
ACGGCGGCACUUUCCUAUUCAGCAAUGCCAUGGAAACACGAAAACUCGCAAUAGCAGAAUUAAAAUCGUUUAUUAGCGAAUCAGAGCGUAGAAUCAAGAGCCUGCUAGAUAGUAUUGGAUGGAGUAAAGAAAGUGUUCAACAUGCGAAUGGCAUCAAACAAAAGGACGGCGUUGAAGAAGCGAAAGCUGAAUUGAACUCACACGAUACAUUUCCUGCAUCCUUUCAAGCUACGAACAGUUCUAGUUGUAUUCGACUAGAUAACCUUAAACAAGCGGAAGCAAUAUUGGAAGAUGUGUAUCUAAAUUCAUCAUUUGAAUUAGGCGUUCCGCUAGAAGAGCUUGUGAACCGCAACCCACCGUCAAACCUGGAAGAUUUGCAUGUAAAUUUUACGCGAGAUGAACGUCUGUCUUUGUAUAAUCAUGUGCUGAAAAACACUACCAAACCACCCGAUGUGCCGGAAAUCAAGAUAAGGUUUAAGCGUGAUGCACAAUCUGAGGAAAAGGUCGCUUCGCUUACAGAAAUAGCAGCAAUGGAACGUGAUGCGCGAAGACGAAACCCGAAACAUAGAGUGUCCAAAAAACCGUUAACGUACAAGGAAGAAGUGAGACAUUUGAUACAGGUACAAACCGAUGCUUUGGCCCAUCAUUUCCGACAAUCUUCACACACCAAACAAGGAAACGUUAAGAGCAAUGGCAAAAAAUCGAAACUCGCCCGUAAAUCUCGUUCGCAUUCACCCGACCCAGAACGUAGCCACAAGAAGAAAAAACGUCACCGAAGCCGUUCCCGUGAGCGUUCACAGUCGCGUGAACGAAAAAGGCAUAAAUCGCACAAAAAACACAAGAAAAGUCACAAAAGGUAA